AUGACAUAUGAAACCAUGGAAACUGUUGACUUUGGUGAAAUGGCAUGGCGUAUGGCCAAGCUUAUGGAAAAGCAUGUGGUUAAUCCGGAGCUGCGGAGCUGGAUCAUGCCGGCCUUUAGCACCACCACUACGUCCGACGAAGUGGUGGCAGCUAUCUUGAUGGUGGGCUCCAUACAGAAGUAUUUCUCAUACCAAUUCACUAUACGGUGCGGAAUUCCAUCUGUCACUUUGCUCGGCGAGCGAGAGGACUGGGAACUCAUGGUACCAAAGCUAGCUCAGCUAGCUCAGCUGGGAGAUGAGCCUGCUCGAUUUGCUCAACUGCUUCGGCCGGUGCUUAAUACUUUGUUGCUACCUUCGAUAACCCCGAAGCUCCGGAUGUAG
Penicillium egyptiacum is the source of this 381-nucleotide messenger RNA. NCBI's taxonomy places the organism in Eukaryota, Fungi, Ascomycota, Eurotiomycetes, Eurotiales, Aspergillaceae. The record is from the annotation of a GenBank genome assembly.